Molecule: messenger RNA, 1407 nt
Organism: Blepharisma stoltei
Lineage: Eukaryota; Ciliophora; Heterotrichea; Heterotrichida; Blepharismidae
Source: the annotation of a GenBank genome assembly
AUGGCUGAAUCGAAAAGAGUCGACCAGCAUGAUUUUGACUUUAUAGAGAUAUUAGGUACAGGAGCAUAUGGCCGCGUGGUAAAAGCAAUUAAAAAAGACACCGGAGAAACUUUUGCAAUCAAAAUCGUUGAAAAAUCUCUUCUAAAAAAAGUAUAUUUUACAUAGGAAAAUAAAGAAAAGCAAGCUUUAAUUGAAAAAAAUAUUUUGACCAAGCUUAAAACCCACCCUGGGAUCAUAAAACUCCAUUACACUUUUCAAGACGCUGAAAAUUUAUUUUUUGUGCUUGAAUAUUGUCCAAACGGUGAUUUUGGCAGCCUAAUUUCUUCAUUUAAGCCAUCAUUCCCAAUAGAACUCGCGCGUUUUUACACAGCUGAGCUUAUUUUUAUACUUGAUCAAUUACACAGUGAAGGCAUAGUCCACCGAGAUUUAAAGCCCGACAACCUUUUGCUAUCUCAAGAUUUCCAUUUAAGACUAUCAGAUUUUGGCACCGCCAAAGAAGUGUCCCAGGAGCCUGAAAAUUCCCAAGAUCAAGACCAUGAAUUGGAAAGACGCGGGACCUUUGUAGGAACUGCUGAGUAAAAAAUAUUUAGAUAUGUCUCUCCUGAGCUUCUAAAUGAUGAAAAUGUAGGGCCUAGUGCCGAUUUAUGAGCACUUGGCUGCUCAAUUUAUGAAAUGAUGGCUGGGAAGCCACCUUUUCGAGGUGUCAGCAGUUUUAUGAUUUUUGAACAAAUUAGAGAAGGGAGAAUUGAGUUCACUGAAAAUAUGCCAGAUGAUGGAAUUGAUAUAGUAAGGAAACUUUUAGUUGUAAAUCCAGCUGAUAGGCUUGGAGGCGGCAGUUUAGGCAGUGCAAAUGAUAUGAAUGCAUUGAAAAAUCAUCCUUUUAUUAGUGGAUUUGACUUAAAUUCUAUCAUGUCUCAAGCAGUUCCAUAUGAAAAUAUGCCUGAAAUAAAUCACCCUAAAGAAAAUGACGUUUUAGAAAUAGAGCUCUUGAAUAGAGAAGAAAAUAAAGAGCCUGAAGUGCUGAUGAUAGGGAUCAUUAAAAAAUGAUGUAAAUGGGUUUAUAGAAAAAGACAGUUAAUUAUCACAGAUGAACCGAGGGUAUUUUAUAAAAAUUUAGAAAAUCUUUAUAAAGGUGAUAUAGAAUUUUCAGCUGUUUUAAAAGCUGAGGCAAAGAAUGAUAAAGAAUUUGUUGUUAUUAAUAUAAUAAUAAAUAGGCAAAUAGAUAUAAAUAAUUGAUAUUUUGGGUUAUUUUGUUUAGAAAAGAAUACAACCUCAAAAAGGAGCUAUUUUUUUAAGGAAAUUUUAGGAAACUCUCAUAAGUGGGUUGAAACUAUAAAUAAGCUCGUAAGAGACCAUUUCCAUAAAGCAGGUGAAUCUCCUAUGCAUAUGGCUGUAACUCAAAAAUAA